AGUUCUCUUUUUCCUCUCGAACGGGCAGCACGAACCGAUCGCGGUCACCAACAUGGAUCUAUACUACCUGCCUCUGGUCAGCGCCUGCCGCACCGUCCUCAUGGUGGCCAAGGCCCUGGGUCUUGAUCUGAACAAGAAGCGGGUAAACACCCGGACGGGAGAGCAGCUGAAUCCGGACUUCAUCAAGAUCAACCCCCAGCACACGAUCCCCACCUUGGUGGACAACGGUUUUACCCUCUGGGAGUCGCGUGCCAUCGCCGUUUACCUGAUCGAACAGUACGGCAAGGACGAUUCCCUCUACCCCAAAGAUGUUCAGAAGCAGGCGGUGAUCAAUCAACGCCUCUAUUUCGAUAUGGGCUCCAUGUAUCCCUCGCUGGCCAACUACUAUUACAAAGUGUUUUUCACCGGCCAGAAUGGCACUGAAGAGGACUUCAAGAAGAUCCAGGAGACCUUCGAUUUUCUGAACACCUUCCUGGAGGGCCAAGAGUACGUAGCCGGUGACCAAUACACCGUGGCCGAUAUCGCCAUCCUCUCCAGCGUUUCCACCUUCGAUGUCCUCGACUUCGACAUCAGCAAAUAUCCGAAUGUGGCCAAGUGGUACGCCAAGGUCAAGGAGAUUACUCCUGGCUGGGAGGAAAACUGGGAGGGCGCCCUGGAUGUGAAGAAAAUGGUGGAUGAUAAAAAGAAGGAAACCCAAUAAUCUCUCCGAUAAAGUGUACAGUGUACACUUUUAAAAUUUUAAAUAAAAACAAUUGUUACUGAUUAAAAA
Drosophila suzukii is the source of this 769-nucleotide messenger RNA. The record is from RefSeq and is a predicted model, not a curated record. Lineage: Eukaryota; Metazoa; Arthropoda; Insecta; Diptera; Drosophilidae.